CUGGCGCUAGCCCCACAGAAUCAAGAAGAGGGUCGAAGCUCCCAAAUGCCACCUUUCACAUUCAGCAGCCGAAGAUAAUAUCUGUGCGGCACUGCUGACUUGGGCCGACUUCCCACUUUCUGUCCUCUUCUUCCCCCAAGCCAUUGCCCGCUCGGACUGACCACUCGCCUGGCCAUCCAUCACCAUGAAGUUGCACUCACUGCUCGCCCUGGGCGCCGUUGCAGCUACUGCACACGCCGCUGACGACGAAUCGACCGAGUCGCUCGAGGCCAAUCUCCCUUCCUUCACCCCCACCACAAUCAAGGCCGACUUUGUCGAGCAGUUCACAGACGGCUGGGACGCACGAUGGAAGGCAUCGCACGCGAAGAAGGAGGGCACUGAGGAAGAGUGGCAAUACGUCGGCAACUGGGAGGUCGAGGAGCCAUCCGUGUUCCCAGGCAUCAAGGGCGACAAAGGUCUCGUGCUCAAGGACAAGGCUGCCCACCAUGCCAUCUCCGCCAAGUUCGACACACCCAUUGACAACAAGGGCAAGACCCUCGUGGUUCAGUAUGAAGUCAAGCUUCAGAACUUCCUCGAGUGCGGUGGUGCUUACCUCAAGCUCCUCCAAGACGGCGCCAUUUCUUCGCAAGACGAGUUCUCGAACGCCUCCCCAUACGUGAUCAUGUUUGGUCCCGACAAGUGCGGCGCUACCAACAAGGUCCACUUCAUUUUCAAGCACAAGAACCCUAAGACUGGCGAGUACGAGGAGAAGCACAUGAACGCUGCUCCUUCUGCGGUCAUCAACAAGCUCUCCAACUUGUACACCCUCGUUGUUCGCCCAGACCAAUCUUUUGAGGUCUUGAUCAAUGGCGAGUCCAAGAAGAACGGCACUCUGCUCGACGAUUUCACUCCAUCUGUCAACCCACCAAAGGAGAUUGACGAUGCUGAGGACAGCAAGCCAGAGGACUGGGUCGACGAGGCCAAGAUCAAGGAUCCAGAAGCGAAGAAGCCAGAGGACUGGGACGAGGACGCUCCAUACGAGAUUGUCGAUGAGUCUGCCGAGAAGCCAGAGGACUGGCUGGACAACGAGCCACUCACCAUUCCAGACCCAGAGGCUCAGAAGCCAGAGGAUUGGGAUGACGAGGAGGACGGAGAUUGGAUCGCACCUCAGGUGUCCAACCCCAAGUGUGACGAUGUCUCUGGCUGUGGCCCAUGGGAGAAGCCAAUGAUCAAGAACCCAGCUUACAAGGGCAAGUGGACCGCGCCUCUCAUUGACAACCCAGCCUACAAGGGCGUCUGGAAGCCACGCAAGAUUCCAAACCCAGACUUCUUCGAGGACAAGAAGCCAGCCGACUUCGAGCCAAUUGGCGCUAUCGGUUUCGAGCUCUGGUCCAUGAACGAGAACAUCCUCUUCGACAACAUCUACAUUGGACACGACGAGGCCCAGGCCAAGAAGUUCAAGCAGGAGACAUUCGACGUUAAGAAGCCAAACGAGGAGGCUCUUGAGAAGGCUUCCAAGCCAAAGGUUGACGACAAGAAGUCCCCAUCUGACCUCGUCUUCCUGGACGACCCAGUCCUCUACGUCAAGGAGAAGACCGCCCUCUUCAUCGAGCUCGCCCAGAAGAACCCAGUCGACGCCAUCAAGUUCGUUCCUGAAGUCGCAGGUACCAUUGGUGUUGUUCUCGUCACCAUCAUCGCCCUCGUCUUCGGCCUCGGCGGCGCCGCUGCACCAAGCAAGGAGGAGAUCAAGGACAAGGCUAAGCAGGCCAAGGACGCUGCGCAAAAGACGAAGAACGAUGUCGCUGAUGCUGUUGCAUCUGGCGCGGACAAGGCACAAGCUGAGGUCAACAAGAGGACCACGAGGAGUGGUGCACAGUAGUAGCCUUCCACCGUGUCUUGUUGUUGUGUAUUUGGGAGAAACUUUCAAAAAACUGGUAAUCAGAAGUAUCAUUUAUGAUGAGCGUUCUACUAUACUGGGAUGAAAGUCAGCAAGAAAGAACGAAAUGAGAAAGUUUAGCGUGCUUUGCGCGGUAACAUGCCAGAUCCGUCUGUUCCUUUCAUUGGUCCUUCUGCUGCACUGUGGAAGUCGGCGCAGUGGUGGAAUGGGCUGUGCUCAGAUGCGAGAUCAGUAUCGUUUAGACGAAAUGUAAAACAAAAUCGAUCAUGACAUGAAAUGAAAGGAAAGCUGCGAUAUCUAUG
This is a messenger RNA of Cercospora beticola, 2178 nucleotides long. RefSeq names its product calnexin (gene CNE1). The record is from RefSeq and is a predicted model, not a curated record. NCBI's taxonomy places the organism in Eukaryota, Fungi, Ascomycota, Dothideomycetes, Mycosphaerellales, Mycosphaerellaceae. Gene Ontology annotation, cellular component: endoplasmic reticulum membrane; endoplasmic reticulum. Gene Ontology annotation, molecular function: calcium ion binding. Gene Ontology annotation, biological process: protein folding.